AUGGGUCAAACUCUUAGCGAACCUGUUACUACGAAAGAAACAGCAUCAUGUGCAAAUUCGUUAUAUAAAGUUGGAAGUUCCUGUAUGCAAGGAUGGAGGAUAAAUAUGGAGGAUGCUCAUACGCACCUUCUGGCAGUUCCAGACGACAAUAAGGCAGCGUUUUUCGCUGUGUAUGACGGCCACGGUGGCUCGAAAGUUUCACAAUAUGCUGGAAUUCAUUUACACAAACUUAUUGUUACCAAGUGUUUUUCAGUCGAAGGAAACAUUGAGGAAGGAAUCAAACAGGGUUUCCUUGCUAUUGACGAAAAAAUGAAAGCAGAUGAAACGAUGAAGGACGAUGUUUCUGGCGCGACAGCUGUGGUAGUAAUAAUCAAGGAGAAUAAAAUUUAUUGUGGUAACGUUGGUGAUUCAAGAGCAGUAGCUUGUGUAUCUGGUGUCGCUAAACCAUUGAGCUUUGAUCACAAGCCAGCUAAUGAUGACGAGUCUCGGAGAAUAAAUGCUGCUGGAGGAUGGGUAGAGUUUAAUCGGGUUAAUGGGAAUUUAGCUUUAUCGAGAGCUUUAGGUGAUUUUGCCUUUAAGUGUAAUUUGGAAAAAUCUCCCGAGGAACAAAUUGUUACUGCUUGUCCUGAUGUAACAGUUGAAGAAUUAACUCCAGAUCAUGAGUUCAUUAUCCUUGCUUGUGACGGGAUAUGGGAUGUUAUGUCAAAUCAGGAAGUCGUCGACUUUUGCAGAACCCUUUUAGCUUAUGGUCGGGAACCUGAGGAGGUCUGCGAGGAACUACUAUCUCAUUGUCUCGCUCCUGAUUGCCAAAUGGGUGGUAUUGGCUGUGAUAACAUGACUGCUGUUCUGGUGUGUUUGUUGCAAAACCAUAGCUACGCAGAUUUUAAAGACCAUUGUGCAACACCUGCUGAAGUGAAAGAAGGCAGUUAUGAAGAUUUUGUCACUCCAGAGAUAUCGCCGGUUGGUCCAACAAGAAUGCGCCCAGAAAGCGUGGAAGGAGGAGAGGAGCCUAAUGACAAGACUGAUCCUAAUAUAUCUGUGAAUCGUUCAGACGUUUUACAACCCUAA
This is a messenger RNA of Enterobius vermicularis (human pinworm), 1068 nucleotides long. The record is from the annotation of a GenBank genome assembly. NCBI's taxonomy places the organism in Eukaryota, Metazoa, Nematoda, Chromadorea, Rhabditida, Oxyuridae.